AUGCCUCUCAUUUACGGCUCACUCGCCAAUGGAGUCACCGCGGAGUCCAAUGGCCCACUCGUUGACCACAAACUCAUCACUCAAUUAGAUCCACAGUUGGCUUUAAAUCCGUUGAAAGACUUGAAGUCAAGACAAGAGUUACUAAUAAAGAGAAUACAAGCGUUGGAGGAAGCGUUGGAUUCGACCACAAGAAGCAACACUUCCGGUGAGGACUCACACAAUAAGCCCUUAAACAAUGUGAGCACCACUUCCUCCUCAGUCGGAUGCAGUGAUGAAGUGUUGGAUACAAUGAAAGAUGUGGUCAUCUAUAGUAAUAUCAAUUCCAUACCACUUUCGGUGUUGUCUGUAAUCAAACUGAUGAGGAGUUUAGGUGUGAAAGUAUUGACCAAAUUUUACUUCCACUCGAGUCUCAAAUGGACGUCUGAUUCACAUUCAGAUUAUUUGAACAAAACGUUGUCUUUAAUUGACUUCAACUCCACUUCAGAUGAGAGUGGAGUCGAGAAGCGUUUGGAUAACCACUUAAUCAUAAGCUUUAUAUUCAAAGAGAUUAGUGAACACCAAAUGAUUGUCACUUCAAACCAAUCGAUUCCUAUCGCAAGCGAAGCGAAUAUUUUGCGAUUUGUGGCCAGAAUUGGGGCUAAACUGAGACCAGAAUUGAGUUCUCUAUACGAAGGCAUUGAAGACAUCUCCAGACUAACAGUUGUCGACAACUUUGUCGAUGAAAUCAAUACUAAACUAUAUGUUGAGUCCGACAAACAAAGUGAGUAUUACUCACAAUUGGAUUCGCAUUUGUCUCGAAACAAGUAUUUGUCGGCAAUUAGCCCAUCGAUUGCCGAUCUCUUGCUCUUCAGUCGAUUGAACCACAGAUCAGACAAACGAAAACUUUCGACUAAUUUGGAGAAAUGGCUUCAAUCGAUGAGACAAUUCAUUGGCGCUAAUUCCGCGAAGCCGUCGACGCCGUGGUGUUGGUACUGCAAUCGCGAGUUCGAUGACGAGAAGAUACUGAUCCAACACCAGAAGGCAAAGCACUUCAAGUGUCACAUCUGCCACAAGAAGCUGUACACCGGACCCGGUCUGGCCAUCCAUUGCAUGCAAGUGCACAAAGAGACCAUCGAUAAGAUCCCGAACGCAUUGCCCAAUCGAAACAACGUCGACAUCGAGAUCUAUGGCAUGGAAGGCAUUCCCGACGCAGACAUCAAAGAACACGAGAGAUCCAAAGAGACCAUCGAUAAGAUCCCGAACGCAUUGCCGAAUCGAAACAACGUCGACAUCGAGAUCUAUGGCAUGGAAGGCAUUCCCGACGCAGACAUCAAAGAACACGAGAGAUCCAAAGGUCUGGAGUGUAAGCCGCAGACGGAGUCGAAGCCCGAACAUUAA
This is a messenger RNA of Oppiella nova, 1377 nucleotides long. The record is from the annotation of a GenBank genome assembly. NCBI's taxonomy places the organism in Eukaryota, Metazoa, Arthropoda, Arachnida, Sarcoptiformes, Oppiidae.